AUGGACUUGGUGCUCCUACUUGUCCUUCUUGUAACCACAGGUACUGCUCUCAUUUAUUCCAUAAUCUCGUUUCAUUUGUUGUGUUUCAGGGCCAGUGACGGCAAAGCUCUUCGAUGGUCGGGUGGAAGGUCAGAAGAUCGAGACGGACACGAAAGUGUUCGAGAUAGAAAAAAAGAAAUUGCAGCAGUACUGGCAGUAUGCAACGACUAUGGCUCUUAUCAAGGUAACACAAUCAUCCUUUUGUCUACAUACCAUUUUAAACUAGAAUCGGAUCAUGUUUAGGCACACACUCGUUCUACACUACAACAUCUACCACGCAUCGAGCGGAUCGUAUUCGAAGAAUGCGCGACGGACUCGGCGACUGUGAUAGCCGUAGCAAAAUGCGCAGUCAAAGUCUUUGAUGCCAAACAACAUGCCGAGCUUUACGCAACCACUACGCCACCACCACCACCACGACUAUCCUUUCCUAGCGUUUCUCGCCCGAUUCUCAAACAAAUCUACGUUUCCCCCUCUCGGACUUAUGUCGAGAAACAAUACCAAAACUCUCCGGAAGUUUUCGAUAGACCGUCCGCCAGUUUGUAUUAUAGUGCAAUGCGUCAUCAAUGGGUUCAAAAUCCAAUUAGAAGGCAAAAAAAUCCAAGGAGGGUUAAGCGGAGUGACCGGAUAAUGGAGGCGUACGAUAUGUUUCUGGAAGAGCAGCGGAAUUUAAAAAAAGCGGAGGAUGCGCUCAAAAAAGUGACUGAAGAACCAGUUGAACGGAAUAUGUUCGGGCUUCCCAGACACAUGUCGAUGCCGAGGUCGAAAAGAAAUAUUGAAGGUUCGGGCGACGACGUUUUUUUUAUAAUUUUAAUAUGUUUCAGAGUUGAUUGCACCUGAACAAUCAACUAUCAGUUCUCGACCAGCCAUUGAUCUGCCCAAGCUCGCAUCCAAGUAUUUCCAACGUCUUGUUCUUGGCGAGUCUAACUUCUUUCAAAAUAUGAAUGCUCAAAGUUUUCCUAUAAAGCAAAACGCCAAAAAGUUCGGUGCCUCAUGCUGGAAUCGAACCAGCGACCUUCUGUUUACUAGACAGACGCUCUGCCACUGAGCCAAUGAGGCGCUGGCGAUACAUCCUUCACGGGCUUGUCAAGUAAUUGCCUGAGAGAGAAAGAGAAACGCACGGAACAAGAAACAGGGGUGUCUUGUCGAGAGUGACAUCUUCUCUGGUGAUUUUUCAUUUUGCGAAUGCCAAAUUCCGCUUUCACGUCUCCGUUCUUUUUUGUCAAACUAAUGACGCGCGUAACGUCUGUAGUUUUACUAUUGCGUUCCAGAAAUUUUGCUAGUACAAACAAUUUUUUAAAAUCGUUCCAACACGCUCUACAUGUACAUUCCAUUCAUUCUAUUCAAUCUUUUCAGGUGGGCCAGGUAACCAGAGGGACCAUUUGGAGAACAUCCGUCGUAUUCGUAGGCAUUAUCUUCGCGUCGAAAAAUGCAACGGCUACUUCAAAUUGAUGAAUGAUGAGAACAAAAAGUACGUUUUCGAACCACAGGGCAGAGAUCAUCUCACCCAACCGGUUCCUCAUUUUUCACCCACUAGCGUCAAUUGCUUCCCUAUGCCAUACCGUGGUCAGUUUGGAUUAGCCUGAGAUUGGUGUCUGCGAACAAGUCAGACCUAACUGGUAACGGAUAGUGGUCAAUAUUGUGAAAUCGAGAUUGACAGGCGUGAACUUUUUAAUAGGACAGGUAUGGAUGAGUUUGAUGAGAUAAUGGAACGUGACUUUGACACUAGUUUUUGUGCUUCUCAUGACAGUAGUAAUCGAACUUCCAUUCGAAUCGUCACUGUUGUGUGUGUAGUUUGAUGUAGAAGUGUAAUUUACGCUAGACAGAUUAUGUUUCCGCAUGCCAGAAUACGCUGUUGACGGAAGCAAAAAAAGAAAAAAAGGAAACUUCCCAUGCCGGGAAUCGAACCCGGGCCGCGUGGGUGAAAACCACGAAUCCUAACCACUAGACCACAUGGGACUAUGAGUGUGAGGAGGCGAAGGGAGUUGAUACUCUCGCUGUGUACACAGCCGCGGCCGGCAGAACGGCGAGAGUCUCUCACACAGACAUAACGGCGCUGCGGCGAGAGCGAGACUCGCUUCGAAUGAUCACUUACACAACCUUUUCAGAGUAUUCGACCAGCUGAAACUUGGCAUUAACAGUGAGCCACCGAAAAUCAAUAACAACAAUGAUGGAUUUCAAAAAAUUGUUGACAUCAUCAAUCAAUUCUCGGUUAGCCUUACUUAAUGGGUACAAUGUUACAAAUAUAUUCAAUUUUAGGCCUCGGAAGUUGCCCACAAGAAGUUUUCUUUCUUGUCUCCAAGAAUAUUGUCGAUAAUGCCGGAAGGAAAACCGAAGAAUCGGUUCUUGUCGCCAACUUUGCUUUCUUUCCAAAAAGAUGGAUUCUUUUCGCUUCCCGAUCUGUUUGAGAUUGUCUCUUCAAACCAGCGUUACCAACAUCUGAUGCUCGAAGCGAUUCUGGAUCUGAGUGGUGCUGGAAUUGCCCUGGAUGAGCUGCUCGCUAGAAUAGAGCCAGAAAUGCAGUUUAUGGAAGAAGUUCAGUAUCCUUUAGUGCAAAGACUCAGUCGACAAGACACCAAUUGGUUAAAGUCAGUGGCAAUUGAUGGAUGACCUUUAUAAUUAACAUGUUUUCAGGGCAAGACAGUUGUUUUCGAUUGAGCAAAUGGCUGAAUACAAAAAAUAUGGUUUCGCACAUUUCACGGAAGAACAAGUGAAACUCGUCUACGCCGGUCAGUCCAAUGACUUUGCUCAAUAUUCAUGAACUUUUCAAUCAAUUUCCAGAUGAUCCGACCAAUUACAUUCCGAUCACGAAAAUGACAAGGGAAGAACGAGAUGCUCGAGUUGAGAAUGCAAUCAGAAAGUUGGCGGAGGAAGGAAGACCACAGUGGCCGUAUUGGAGUGGAUCGAAACGAAUGAAAAGAGACAGCGAGCACAACAUUGAGAACUAUCCUGAAGAAGAGAAUGUUAAUGGUGUUUCCUUCUUGACUUUGAAGGUCUGACAUCGUUUGAACGUCCUCCAAUGACCUUAUCGUGUUCAGCCUCACGCAUUUGCCAACCUGAUCAACUUCGGGGUGUCGAUGGAAGCAAUGAUCUUGUCACCGCAUGCGUUCGUGUCUGAGAUCAUGAGACCGGAAGCGUUGAAGGUAACAAAUAUUCCGCAAACAAUAAUUCAUUCGCAAUUCAGCUUGACGUCCUUUCCCCGCGUGCGUUCAUCGCAACAGUCCUUUCCCCGUCCGCGUUGGUUGCCCGAAUCUUAUCGCCGACUGCUUUCCGUGCCGAAGUACUUUCGCCAAGAGCGUUAACUGCCUGGGUGCUCUCUCCGGAAGCUUUGGUCAGUUUUUCAAAACAUUAGUCCAGUUUGAAACUCAUAAACUUUCAGAUAGCCGAAGUUCUCUCACCAAGAGUGCUGGAGCCGAGAGUUCUCUCUCCGGAGGCAUUGGUCAUCGAUGUGCUCAGUCCCGGAAUCUUAGCUCCUCACGUUUUAUCUUCCGAAACCAUUGGAGUAAUGGUUCUGAGUCCAAACAUCUUAUCUCCCAGAAUUGCUAGUGAUGAAAAGUUUCUGGUGGAGGUAAAUAAAAUAAAAUCACUUUUUUACAUUCGAAGAACUCUUUAGGUCCUGUCUCCUCAUAUUCUCGGUGGUCCGCAUAGCAAAGAAGAGGAAGAAAGUAACAUCGAAAUUGGAUCAGGUUCACAUGAAGGUCAUUCACACCAUGGCUCCAACCACUCGGAAGCCCACCAGCACCGUUCGAUUCUUCAUCACGGGGCUGCUACUUCUGUCAGAUCCCAACCUCCUCCGCCUCCUCAAAACCCCUUUGCUUACCGCUUUCAAAAACUCUGAACAGGUCUGA
Caenorhabditis sp. 36 PRJEB53466 is the source of this 3884-nucleotide messenger RNA. The record is from the annotation of a GenBank genome assembly. NCBI's taxonomy places the organism in Eukaryota, Metazoa, Nematoda, Chromadorea, Rhabditida, Rhabditidae.